Pogonomyrmex barbatus (red harvester ant) is the source of this 1792-nucleotide messenger RNA. RefSeq names its product TOG array regulator of axonemal microtubules protein 2-like. Gene Ontology annotation, cellular component: mitotic spindle; kinetochore; spindle microtubule. Lineage: Eukaryota; Metazoa; Arthropoda; Insecta; Hymenoptera; Formicidae. Gene Ontology annotation, molecular function: microtubule binding. The record is from RefSeq and is a predicted model, not a curated record. Gene Ontology annotation, biological process: establishment of mitotic spindle localization; mitotic spindle assembly.
UAUCGUAAGAAAAUUAUUUUCAAAGAAAACGCACGCUGUUUUUUUCUGUCAACGUCUCAAUGAUCAUUAUAUUUAGUUGCUAUCUUUUGCAAGUAACAUGUUAUGCCCAUUAUAACUUUUAUUUCUAUCGAUUUGUUGAAAGGAGUGACACAGUAGUUUUGGUGAAAAUUGCUACGCGCGAAUAUCAGGCAUCGAUGUAAAUUUAUGUGUUAAUCGACGUGAACUUAUCUAAAUACCGACGCAAUACUUUUAUGUUACGCAAACGAUGUUUGCGUGUUUAAAAUGGACGUUUAGAGGCAAAGAUAAAGCAAAUAAAUUCCUGCAGCAUUAAAAAAAAAUCGAUUUCCUGUAAAACACAAUCUCCGUGUCGUGUCGCUGUCCGCUCCAAUAAAUUUAUAAUAAAAUGGCACAUACGGAUUGCAAGAAGUACGUUACAUGUCCCAUGUGCAAAGGCGCAGGUAUGAACGUUCAGCCGAUUAUGAAAUAUUUUUUGCGUGCGUCAGUAUUUAUUUCGUGAUAAAAAAGAUAUCUUGGAAAAAAAAGGUAAGUCUGUUACAUGUACGGCGAUGGAAACAGCCUGCUUAUCUAUUCAGCAUGAGAAUGCAAAUUCCGUGCAAGUUGCAAAAACGCAAUUUGUCAAAGCGACACACUCCGGGGAUUCGGGGGACCUGCAUUUUUCCACGUUAUCUGACAGUAAACAUCCGAAAGAUGUUAGUCCUGCGAUGAACUAUGGCGAUUAUGCAUUCAUGCCGGAAGAUGAUUGUGCAGAAACACCGAAGGAAUUUACAAGUCCGCAAGAAACACUGAAACAUGCAAUGCAGAAUUUAAAACAGGAUCAAUGGCAGAGCAAUAUAUCGGCACUGACAAAGUUAAUACAUGUUUCGAGGAUUCAACCGGAAUUACUUGAUCCCAAUAUGCCUCGGAUAUACCGAACCCUGUGCAGUUUACUGCGAAACACAAGACCGAAUGUCGUAAGAACUGCCUGCCAGAUAGCGAUGGAAUUCUACAAAAUGAUCCAGUGUACACAAAGGCCCGAGGUCGACGAACUUGCGUCUAUCCUGCUUUUGAAGAGCACACAUACGAACAAGGGAAUCCGAAAUGAUGCUCAAUGCGCCUUGGACUCCAUGGUGGCGCAUUUACCUCCUGCAACCUGUAUACGAAUAUUGACUAGUGAACAUGGUGCUAGCCACAAGAAUCCAUUGAUAAGAGCAACCGUGAGUCGGCUGCUUUAUAAUAUUAUUAACAUUAUUGGAGUAGAAUAUUUAUUAUCAAAUCCAAAUCUCAGAGAUACCCGACGUAAGAUAUUCAUGAUGUGUGCCAAGUUUCUUCUCGAUGGUAAUAAUAGAAACAAGGAACGACGCAAAAAAGACAUUGAAAGCAAUGAUGAAUCAUCAGGAUUUCGAUACUCUAUUUUAUCAGGAUGUAGACUGGAAGAUUAUUAAUAAUGUAGAAAAGCAAUUAGUAUCUUUAAAGUAUAGCCAAAUUCAUAGCAUGUAAUAUUACUUGUCAUCGUUGUAAUUGAACAUAACUAAAAUGUGAUGAUCAUGAUAAUUAUUCAUUCCGUCUCAUUUCAUAAUAAUAAACUAUGUUAUCAAUUAUAAUAUUAACUUAGCAAUUAUUCUUGAUGCGAUUAAUAUAAUUAUUAAUUUACCAUUAGUAUUAAAUGAUAGAUUGUAAAGUAAUGAUGUCUAUAGAAAACGAUGUAUAAAAUUGAAUCAUUAAACUGAAAGUGAAGAAUGAAGUUACAUAAUACGAGUUCAGCGUACGAGCAAGUAAACGAGUCUGACAGCAA